GCCCCCUACAGGCGGUGCUCAGAGCAGAGGCCCCUCCCGGGGCGCAGCUCGCUUGGGGGCUGGAGCACCCAGAAGCGCCCCUGGAGCGCCCCGGUCGCGGCUCGGGAAAUGCAGGGGUCGGGGCUGCAGGGUAGCGGCUGGGGAGAAGGGAGGAGGGACGUGGACCUACCCGGCUGGGCUGGUGCUGGGGACCCGGGCUCUGAGGCGCCCUGGGAAUGGGGGAGGGGGAGCUCCCACAUUUCACUGGGCGACGUUCUGCCUGUUGCUUGGUGGCAGCGAGCCUGAGCUCAGGAGCAGCCUCCUUCCAGGUGAUGGAUUUCUCCGCAAGGUCACUGCGCCCUGAGGCGGCUCUGCAGGCAGAAGAGAAGGGCGGGCAGGGCUCCAUAAAUGCAUCAUUGCAGAGACCUGCCUGUGUAGUGUCAGGAGGUGAACUUUGGAGCCAAGUCCAUCACCUUAGAGCCCGGAGGCUGUAAAGGCUCAGGGGAGAUGGAGUCAGAGCAUCAGGGAGAAAGCAGCGCCAGAUACACAGCAGCCCUCCAGGAGAGCAGAGACAUGCAGGCGACAUUCCAGGCACAACAAUGGACAGCCACAGAGAGGGGUAGAGGCUGUGGACUUGCACCCGGGUCCUCAUAUCUGACAACAUGUGUUCUCUACCAGGUGGAUCCUCCAGGGGCACCAGCCCUGCCUACCCCUGAGACUGGCACCAGCUCUUUGCAAAGCGUGGAGGCUACCCUGCCACACAAGUCCAUGGGGACGGUACCCGGCCCUCUACCAGCAGCCAAGCCAUCCCUGAUUGCAGCUUCUGCCACUGAGGAGGAGCCGGGAGAGGAGCAUCCCCCGCAGUGUCCACACACACAUGGCCUUUACAGCACCCCAGGAGUGGCAGGCUUGGGUGUGGGAGCUGUCCACAGCCUGAUGCAGAGCCCUGGGCCCGAGUCUACCCUGCUGCACCUGUCUACUGCUCCUGGCAUCUUCCACGAGCCAGAGACAAGCACAUUGCACCCCCUCAGCACCCAGCUCUGGGGGACCUCACCAGGCUGUUCACUAGGCCCGUGCCCUGUGGCAGGAGAGGGGCACUCAGCCUCAGCAGGGACAAUGCCAGCCCACCAACAUGCCCACCAGGCUCAACAGGAGGACACACAGGCCCCCAGCCCCUCCACAGUGUCUACUGCCCCCCUGGGAGCCCCACAGAGGACCCCAGAUGCAGAGCUACCCAACAAGCUGGACUCACCAGCGGACAGCACCCAGGACAGCCACCAGGAAGAGGUGCCUUGUGACUGUCCUUUUCAAGAGGUCAGCCAGGGAGGGGCCCUCAGGGUGGAGGCAGCCACCAGGGCCUGUGCUGAGGAAGGGGACAGGCAGGCAACCUUGGGGAGCACCCUGGUAACAACCUGCCAGUCCCCAGUGCUAGAAGAAAGAUGCCCAGGGGACACCCCACCCUCAACCACCACCAAAGACACCAUAACUUCUGAGACACACUCGUCUUCCCGAGUCCCCAGCCAGAGUUCUGAGUCCCUCUUGCCCAGGGAGCACCAGGCAUCUGGGUUCAAAGAAGCAAGCACCAUGACGCCCCAACCUGAGAGUGUGCUGGUGAGCAAACCCUACUUGCAAGAUGCUGAGGUGCAGGCAGUGGCCAGCGUCCAGAGCAGGGCGGUGUCCACCAGCCCCAGCAUGCUUGCAGCCUUUCUAAAGGGAACCCCCAUGUCUGGGCCUGCAGAACCCCAGGAACAGCUGCGCAUCCUGUGUGGUGGUAGUGGGGUCCACACCCUGGAGCUGACUGAUAUAGCAUCAGGCCCCCCAGACUCAUUAGUGUGCCCCCAAUCAUUGCCCUCACAGACAGCGUUCUUGGGGGCAAGUCCCUCUGUGAAUGUAGCUGUUGAGGCCCUUAAGGUCUCAUCCAUGACACAGGUGUCACCCAAGGAUGCAGAGGAUUCUUGCAAAGAAGGUCAUACACCUGCAGAGAUGAGCUCAGUCGGGGGACAGCUCACAACUGCACAGCUGGCAGAUGCAAAUGCCUGCUCAGUUGAGCAGGUUUCUGUCCAUGCAGGCAGUCGAACCGAGUCAAGUCACCCAGUGGAGACAUCUAAAAUCAGGCCAUCUGAGUCCCCAGUGAAAGCCAUGAAUGGUCACAAACUGGCCCCAGAUUGCAAUGUACCCCAGGCCUGUGGCCACACCCACCAAGCAGGACAGCCAGGGAGCUCAGAGCCCUGGGAUGGAGGGGAGAGAAAGUCCCUGUCUCCACAGGGGGUGACAGCACAAGUAUGUGGGGGUGCCAACAGCAACCUGGAGGCUGGAGACAGGGCGGAGGUCAAAAGUGUCCUGCUGAGCCCAGUGCCCCCAGGCUCUGCAACCUCCCCUGGGAGGAAAGGCCAGGAGGGCACAGAGGACAACGCACAAGGCAAGGCAGCCAGCUUGGGGCUGGGGCUGGGGUUCAGCCUGACUGCGGACGCCUCCCCGGGCUCGGGCAAGAGGACCCCAGCGCGCUCGGUGAAGGCCAGCCCGCGCAGGGCCAGCAGGGUCAGCGAGUUCCUCAAGGAGCAGAGGCUCAACGUGAGCGCGGCUGCUGCGCAGGUGGGUCUCACCCCCGGCGAGAAGAAGAAGCAGUCUGACCCCAAGCUGCACCUCAAACAGUCCAAGCGGGUCCGCGACGUGGUGUGGGACGAGCAGGGCAUGACCUGGGAGGUGUAUGGUGCCUCUCUGGACCCUGAGUCACUGGGUGUCGCCAUCCAGAACCACCUGCAAAGGCAGAUCCGGGAGCACGAGAAGUUCAUCAAAGCCCAGAGCAGCCAGAGCCGAAGGUCCAUCUCUUCCGAGGCCUCGUCCAACAAAAAACUCAAAGGGAGGCAACACAGUGUCUUGCAGGCCAUGUUCCAAAACUUUAGGCGCCCCAACUGCUGCGUCAGGCCUGCUCCCUCCUCCGUGUUAGACUGAAAGCCCCUGCCCUGGUGUGGCCUUCAUAAGUGUCCCUUUGUGUCCAAACAUGACUUGAUUUUUUUCUUUUUUCUUUUCUCUUUUUCUUUCUUUCUUUUCUUUUCUUUUCUUUUCUUUUUUUUUUCUUUUUUUUUUUUCUUCCUGAAAGACCAGAAAGGGAGAAACACUGACUUGGCAAUGAUUAUAAUGCAGUCGGGAAUCCUUUGCUUGGGCAUUCUUUUCUGUUUAAAAGAGAGAGAGCAAGGGGAAAGAAGCAUGCUGCACUGAAGGUAUGUGACCUUCACUGAGAUGUCACAUCCACAAGGGUCUUUAAUAUGUCAUGGCCCUUUAAAGCAGGCGUUAUCACCACACAGGUGUCAUUUUGUAUUAAGGCUUUAAUUUGUCACACUCUGGUAUUUCCAUGAAAAUCUCUGCUUUAUAUUGUAAAAGAAAAAGUGCAAAAACACUCAGCAGAAAUGCACUAUUGUAACUUAUAGCCCCAUCGCAAGAAGAAUGAUGCUGCCAUGCAAAAUUCAAAUGACUGAUAACAGCUAGAAUGUAAAAAACAGUGAAGCCAGGGGCUGGCAAAAUGGCUCACUUGGAUAGUGUGUGCUGCUUUGCCAAGUGUCCAACUGCUUUAGAGACCAGGCCCCACAGCACUGGAGGGUCCUCUUCCUCCUCCUCCUCCUCCUCCUUCUCCUCC
Molecule: messenger RNA, 3613 nt
Organism: Erinaceus europaeus (western European hedgehog)
Lineage: Eukaryota; Metazoa; Chordata; Mammalia; Eulipotyphla; Erinaceidae
Gene: GPRIN3
Product: GPRIN family member 3
Exons: 4
Coding region: 487-2931 (814 amino acids)
Biological process (GO): neuron projection development
Cellular component (GO): plasma membrane
Source: RefSeq, a predicted model, not a curated record